Molecule: messenger RNA, 467 nt
Organism: Onthophagus taurus
Lineage: Eukaryota; Metazoa; Arthropoda; Insecta; Coleoptera; Scarabaeidae
Gene: kud
Product: oligosaccharyltransferase subunit 5 kud
Cellular component (GO): oligosaccharyltransferase complex
Source: RefSeq, a predicted model, not a curated record
AUAUUACACGUCCUGUCAAACGUAUUACACCCGCUCUAAACCGGUGUAUUUCUUCAAUUUCUAAGUUGCCACGUUUGAUUAUAUUAAAAAUGGAUGCUUUUGAUUCAUUAUCCAGAUACGCAUCCCCGGUAAAUCCGGCGAUAUUCCCUCAUUUAACACUUGUUCUUCUUGGUAUUGGGAUAUUUUUCACAGCCUGGUUCUUUGUUUAUGAAGUAACAAGUACAAAAGCUUCCAGGGAUAUUAAAAAGGAACUUCUUCUUUCGUUAGUUGCAUCAAUUUUCUCUGGUUUUGGAAUUUUAUUCUUAUUGUUAAGUGUAGGCAUUUAUGUAUAAUAAAAUUUAUUAAAAAAGAUUUUGUAUGUAAGUAUAUAUAUUUCUAUAAUCUCUCAUCAUUCAAUUUUUGUGCAUUUAAUACAAUUUGAAUAAUAUGGUUUUGUUAAAAAAAUAAAUAAGAUAUUUACAGAUUGA